Yarrowia lipolytica CLIB122 is the source of this 1155-nucleotide messenger RNA. RefSeq lists its product as uncharacterized. Gene Ontology annotation, molecular function: aspartic-type endopeptidase activity. The record is from RefSeq and is a predicted model, not a curated record. Gene Ontology annotation, biological process: proteolysis. NCBI's taxonomy places the organism in Eukaryota, Fungi, Ascomycota, Dipodascomycetes, Dipodascales.
AUGUUCUUCUCCACCACUCUUGUAGCUUCUUUUCUGGCGCUCGUUUCUGCCGCUCCCGGCAACCCCAAAGUGCUGACAUUCCCCGUCACCAAGCACCACGAAAACUCCAAGUUUGCACAGCACCAUCUGCUGCACAACUCGCGACCGGACCCGCUGGUGAUCACCAACCAGUUCACCUACUACUCCAUCAACGUGGGUCUGGGCACCCCCAUUCAGAACUUUCAGCUGUUGCUGGACACGGGUUCGUCCGACCUGUGGGUCUACAACGUGACCGAUACCGCCGACUGCGCCUACCAAGCGUGUCAACAGACUGGCCAGUUUGACAAAUCCAAGUCCUCCACCUACCACUCUCUGGACGAGGAUUACUUCAUCCAGUAUGUUUUGGGCAACGCCACGGGCUACUGGGGAACAGACACUCUUUCUGCCGGCAGCGUGACGCUCCCCAACUUCCAGUUUGCAUGCGCUGACAAUGCCGAGGGCCAAACUGGCAUUCUUGGAGUGUCUGUCGCGGGCUCAGAAUCGCUCCACAAAGGACAGAAGCCCUACGCCAACUUCCCCCUGGCUCUGCAGAAUGCAGGCUACAUUGACCGACGGGUGUACUCUCUGUAUCUGGACCAGAAUGACGCUACCAACGGCACCUUUUUGCUGGGUGGAGUCGACUACGCCAAGUUCAACGGAAGUCUGACCGUGCUGCCUCUGGCUACCCCCAACGCCUUCUUUGUCGACUACAAGAGCAUCGCUUUCGACGGCGAACAAGUAGCCGAAGCUGGAGCCGCGGUGCUCGACUCGGGAACCUCCUUCACCUACAUCCCCGAUGCGGCCUACCAGAAGAUUGCCAAGAAGCUCAACAUUGGAGACAACACCUUCUUCGGCAUGACGACGGUGGACUGCAACAAGGACUUUGAGCUGGAGUUCAACUUUGACGGAGUCACCAUCAAGGCCCUCAAGGAACAGAUGCUCAUCCCUUCCGGCCUGGGCGAUUGUUUCUUUGGACUUCAGUCCAACACGCUUUCUCAGAACAUCACGCUGUUCGGAGACACCUUUCUGCGAAACGCCUACGUGGCCUACGAUCUCGAAGACUCGCAGAUCGGCCUGGCCCAGGCCGUUUACACCGACAAGACCGACAUUCGCCCCAUCACCGGCCCUCUCAAAUAG